This is a messenger RNA of Trichophyton verrucosum HKI 0517, 2208 nucleotides long. RefSeq lists its product as uncharacterized. The record is from RefSeq and is a predicted model, not a curated record. Lineage: Eukaryota; Fungi; Ascomycota; Eurotiomycetes; Onygenales; Arthrodermataceae. The transcript has 7 exons. Gene Ontology annotation, biological process: negative regulation of transcription by RNA polymerase II. Gene Ontology annotation, molecular function: protein binding. The coding region runs from base 1 to 2208 and encodes 735 amino acids. Gene Ontology annotation, cellular component: transcription repressor complex; nucleus.
AUGAAGAGAGAUCUUGGCGCCCUUUUCCAAGCUGCAAACCUGGAAAACAAAAAACGCCAUAAAAAACAUCCCAACGUCAAGCGUUUUUCUCCUCUACCAAACACGCAAAAAGUCGACAACGCCAGCGAGCCCGCAAGCCAGCCGCAGGAAGAGCUUGCAAGUCAAUGGCCGGUUGAACAGAGGCAGCGUGAGGCUACAUGGCUGCUUAGCUGCCUACCUCCCAGUUUCGACCGCCUCUUUCACCACCCUCCUCCUACUUGCUCUAUCAUGGCCGGCAAUGCAGCGCGGAGCCGCUCUGGCUCUGGCGCCUCUCACUACGGAACGGGCGACGACGAAGGCUCUGUGCUGGGAACAGGGCUUACUUCCCGCCAGCUGGAGGCGUUUGGCCGCAAAGUCACGACUACGGCGUCUCAUCUUAUGAGCACCACGACUGAUCCUACCGCCAAUGUCCACUACCAGGCAGCCUUGUCGGGCAUCCAGCGAGAGCUGCGAAGACCCGGAGCCCAGAGGAGGAUGUUUGCAUUCGCGCAGACGACGCCUACCGAGCUUGUACGCUCCAAGUUUUCCACGUCGGAGAUCCAGUACCGCGCUCUCUCUUCCCUACCAGAUGACCUCCUACAACAUCUCCCCGAGGAUACAAGUACAUACUCGCUGUUCCAAGGGUUUCAGGCCUCGAUCCACGAUGCAGAUAACGAGCACAGGAAGUCUCAUCGGAGGCGAAGUUCACAUGGCCAGAAACGGCUGGAGGAUGUAGAUAGGAAUACAGGUGCCCUGCCACCUACAAUAGGCCAUUUGAAGCGGGAACGAGACUCGUUGAACCAUCGACUGGAAAUGAUGGGGGUGCGGAAGAACAUGUGCAGUGCAGAGAUACACGAGAUUGACAACAAGAUUAUGAACCUGAACAAGAUGCGCAAGAUUGUGCUGGACCGUCUGGCUGGCCUGGAGAUGGACGAAGCUGACUUGGAACAUGAAUAUAACAGGCUGGAGGACAUGGAGGACGCUCUGGACGAGUCUGUGGCAGCGGCCACGGCAGCUACACCCAAGACGGGCGAUAUUCCCAGUUCUCCGAUCGGGGACGGCGAAGGUGAUUCGUCGUUCAUGUCCGAGUCUAUCUACGAGAAAAUUCCUUCACCCAAGGCCUGGAGACACAAAACAUCGAAUAUUUUUUUUUGCUCGGAAGCUUACAUUGUGGACAUAGAAAAACGGUCGACACCGGUUCUCCACGAGCAUUUUGAGCCUGGGUCUCUGAUAAGAGAACUGCAGGCCCAUAAUGAUAUGAUCGCCGCUCUGGACUUCGAUGUCCCCUUUGGCACGAUGGUCAGCGCCGCCCUGGAUGACACAGUGCGAGUGUGGGACCUGAACCUGGGGCGGUGCAUGGGCUUCCUGGAGGGUCACCACGCCUCGGUGCGGUGCCUGCAGGUGGAAGAUAGCAUCGUGGCCACCGGCUCGAUGGACGCUUCCAUCCGGUUGUGGGACCUUAGUCGCGCCAAGUACGAACCACGCGACCACCGGGCCGACAGGGACGAGGAGGACGACGAGGAUGCACUAGGCUUCGAGGACCCAGCUGCAGCACCGCCCACGCCUCCGCCAUCGAGCAUGGACGAGUGUCCCCUGUUCAGUCUGGAAGCUCACGUCGACGAGGUGACGGCCCUGCACCUGCGCGGAGACACGCUGAUAUCCGGAUCUGCGGACAAGACGCUGCGGCAGUGGGAUCUGGUCAAGGGCCGAUGCGUGCAGACGCUGGAUGUGCUCUGGGCCGCGGCACAGGCGUCGUCGACGAUGGCGGCGGGCGAUUCAGCAGCAUGGCGGCCGACGGGUCGUCUGCCGGACGCUUCGGCAGACUUUGUCGGUGCCUUGCAGUGUUUUGAUGCGGCGCUGGCGUGUGGAACGGCUGACGGAAUGGUGCGUCUGUGGGACCUGCGUAGUGGACAGAUAUGGGAUCUUCGCACGGGAACCAUCCACGAUGCGUAUGCGUACGACCGGCCAGUCACAAGCAUGAUGUUUGACACCCGACGCAUUGUGGCUGCGGCGGGCGAGGACGUGGUGAAGGUGUACGACAAGACGGACGGGCGACACUGGGACUGUGGCUCAGGGGUAGCAUCCGAGGACGACGGCCGAGCACACAGCAUCGUCGAGCGCGUGCGCAUCAAGGAUGGCUAUCUGACCGAGGGACGCAAGGACGGCACCAUCGGCAUCUGGAAGUGCUAG